Molecule: messenger RNA, 3768 nt
Organism: Chelmon rostratus (copperband butterflyfish)
Lineage: Eukaryota; Metazoa; Chordata; Actinopteri; Chaetodontiformes; Chaetodontidae
Gene: chrm3a
Product: cholinergic receptor, muscarinic 3a
Exons: 4
Coding region: 341-2299 (652 amino acids)
Biological process (GO): adenylate cyclase-activating adrenergic receptor signaling pathway
Cellular component (GO): plasma membrane
Molecular function (GO): G protein-coupled acetylcholine receptor activity
Source: RefSeq, a predicted model, not a curated record
CGCUCUGCUGCCGUGCCAAACAUGGACCCGUGUCAAGUUUGACUGGAUUGCCAUUUUCACAUCCACUUGUACUGCUUCUGACCCGCGCACUGUUACAUGCAAUGAGACGCCAUGAUCCGGCCUGAGGAGGAUAAUCGCGCAACCCCAGUAGACAGCAUGGACACCGAAAAGCUCUCGGCUGAAAGGUGACCUCCAGACACUUCACCUCCCCAAAACGUUUGCGAGCCCUUGAGGCCUACAGGCACGGAUGUCUGACAUGGCGGGAGUUCACCUAAAGGCUUCGGCGGUUGUGUUGGUUGACCUCUAAUUACAUCACAUCCUAAUAUGCCAGGACAUAACAAUGAGCUCAAACAGCACAGACCCUGGCCUUUUCCUGACUGCCAACACCUCAACCCCAGCAGCUGGAGCCUACCCACAAUCCAAUGCUCUCCACCAAGGAGGAACUGGAGGAGCACCGUGGUUGGCCUUUCACGUGAACACCCUGGAUGAUAAUUCCUCUUCCACCAGCAAACUCUUAAACCUAACUUCCGAAUCCCAAAAUGACAACAGCACCACAGUCCUUGAUCCCUUGGGUGGACACCCUGUGUGGCAGGUUGUCCUCAUUGUCUUGCUGACAGGUAUGCUGUCACUGGUCACCAUCAUUGGCAACAUCCUGGUAGUGGUAUCCUUCAAGGUUAAUCGCCAGCUAAAGACAGUCAAUAACUACUUCCUGCUGAGCUUGGCUGUGGCUGAUCUCAUCAUAGGGGUCAUCUCCAUGAACCUCUACACAGCUUAUCUUGUGAUGGGCUACUGGGCCAUGGGCAACUGGGCCUGUGACCUGUGGCUGGCUAUAGACUAUGUUGCCAGCAAUGCAUCAGUUAUGAACCUAUUGGUCAUCAGCUUUGACCGCUACUUUUCCGUCACCAGGCCUUUGACCUACCGGGCCAAGCGGACCACAAAGCGAGCUGGUAUCAUGAUCGGCCUAGCCUGGUUUGUUUCUCUUGUUCUGUGGGCCCCAGCCAUCCUGCUAUGGCAGUAUUUUGAGGGUAAAAGGACAGUCCCCUCAGAUGAAUGCUACAUUCAGUUCCUGUCACAGCCCACUAUAACCUUCUGCACAGCCAUGGCAGCUUUCUACCUGCCUGUGACUAUAAUGAGUGUUCUCUACUGGCGCAUUUACAAGGAGACCCAGAACCGUUCAAAAGAGUUAGCUGGCUUGCAGGGUUCAGGGGGUCGUGGUGGAAGAGGAGGAAAAAGUGGGAAUGGUGGAGGAGAGAGAGCUCGUUUUGUCCAUCAGACAGGAAGUUCUAGAAGUUGUAGUAGCUAUGAGUUGACCAGGUUGUCCCAGAGAAAGAGCACAUGUCGGGAGCUGGUUGGCCGCUUCCACUGCUGGCCUGGGGUUCGUUCGUGGAGACCUGGUAGUACCCGGCACGGGGAGGGUGAUCCAGACCAGAGCAGCAGUGACAGCUGGAACAACAAUGAUGCUGCCGCCUCAUUGGACCACUCUGGAUCUUCAGAGGAUGAAGACUGUGGGGGCCAAGAGAUGAUUUCCCAGAGUCACGCUAUUUUCUCCAUUGUUCUCAGCCUGCCUGGAAUAAAGGCCGCUGUCAACUCACAACUCACCUCAUGUGAGGAUCUGGAUGCAGCCACAGAGGAGGAUCCCCUCAGGGGAGCAGAGUAUAACCGAGACAGCCUCUCAACACUAACCACUAACACCACUGCCACCACUACUCCUGAUGGGGCAAACAGUUCAGAAAAUAGCUACCACCAACACUUCUGCUCACGCAAGAUUCAGUCAAUGCCUACCAUCCAGGCUGCCUCUAACCAAGGCUCUUCGGAUGAUCCCCCAACAGCUAAUACGACUGCCACCGACAGCACUACCACCAGCACCACCACUAAAUCCCCCUCUGUACCGAUGUCUUUCAAAGAGGCAGCUCUGGCGAAGCGUUUUGCAGCCCGAGCUCGGACUCAGAUCACCAAGAGGAAGCGCAUGUCGUUAGUGAAGGAGAAGAAGGCAGCUCAAACGCUCAGCGCCAUCCUGUUAGCGUUCAUCAUCACAUGGACACCUUAUAACAUCAUGGUGCUGAUCAAUGCCUUCUGUAAUGUUUGCAUCCCGGAGACCCUGUGGGCAGUAGGUUACUGGCUGUGCUACGUCAACAGCACGGUCAACCCCAUGUGCUACGCCCUGUGCAACAAGACUUUCCGGACGACCUUUAAGAUGAUACUGCUGUGCCGCUGGGACCAGAGAAAAAGGAGGAAGCAGCAGUUCCAGCAGAGGCAGUCAGUGGUCUUCCACAGGAGGAUUCCCAGGGAGUCCACGUAAAGGAUGGGAAGUUUGGAUGGUUGAAACAGCAAAUUGAAAAAUUUGACAUAAGGAAAAGGAAGAAGCAUCCAUGUUGUUGUUUCUGUGGAGUUUCUUUGCUUCGAGAUCCUUAAUGUGUUUCUCUGCUGAGAUGUCAAGCACAGCAAUCCUGUGUCGAGGUCUUGAGGUAUAUGUUUGUGUUGGUGCAUCCAUUUAGCAAAGCUGCGUGUAUGCGUGAAGGGUUGAAUAAGGUGAGGUCCAGAGAUGAAAGCUUUCCCUGUGUCCUUGAAGAAUAGUUUACCAUUUCACGCUAGUACAACUGAGAGAAAAUGAACUGAGUGGAAAAUAAUAGAAAAAGGGCUUUAAAAUGCAUUGCAGGUGAAUAAUUGAAGUGCAAUUGACACAAGGGGACAGGAUAUCUUUGUCACAGGGUUGGGGAUUAACAUUUCUUAUCAUUUCUUCUCUGUGGGUAGCUAGAUCUGUAACGUGCAGAGUGGUUUUGCAUUUCAAACAAAACUAUGUAUCUGUAAUACAUCACUGAAAGCCAGGACAAAAACUCUUUUUUCCCUUGCAGGCUUCUACAUUGUACUGAUUUGUCCUGCCUGUCUUGACUGGCGUGUAUUCUUAUCAGAACAUCUGUACAUUGCCUUUCUACAUGGAUAUAGCUCUCCUGUGUCUGAUGGAAUAUAAAAAGGUUCUUAAAUUGUGUCCUUACUUUCUGUCAACAGAGAUCUGUUAUUUUUGUGAUAUUCAUCUUUGGUUUUCUAGAUAUUCCUGAGAUUUUGAGCCAGUCUGAAAAUGAUUCUUCUGAUGAACUGAGUUGUGAAUAUUCUGUGUGGCACCACAGUCAGUGAACUGCUGUUGUGUUCAAUGUGAUUGUUGUGGUUUUUUUAUGGUGGAGACAAUAAGUACAUUGGUUGUGUUUUAUGUACUUGCAGUUCUCUGUCAAGAGUAAUGAUUAUACAGUUAUGAUAUUCUGUUUGUGUACAUUUGGAUAUUUCUGACUUGAUACACAAUGAUCGAUUGCAAACACAAAGAUGUCCAUUUAUAAAGAUGUGCAUUUUGAUUUUACACUAUCUUUUAAAUUUCUACAAAAUGAUACAGCUGAAGAACUCUUUGUAUAAGGCCUCUCAUCUUUGAUAUAGUAGAGAAAUGGCAGCCUCUAGUGGCUUGAGAAAGACAUGUUGUCCAGGCCGAAUCACUGUCAGUCCAACUUUUACAGUGCAGCAUCAAAAUCUCAUUCUGCCAAUAUGAAGACAGAAAUGGCCACGAUCAUUGAAGGUACAACAUUUUAACUUUCUGGCAUAACCACAUUUUUUUAGUUUAAUUUUAUGUUAUUUAUGGAUGAGUUUCUUCUUUAAAGAUAUUAAUUAAAUAGACUGACAGCAGUUAAUUUGUACAACCCUGAUUCCAAAUAAGUUGCUCUGUAAAACAUAAAUAAAACAGAAUGUGAUCAUUUGCUAAACCUUGCUGACAUAUACUCAGUUGAA